Nanorana parkeri is the source of this 459-nucleotide messenger RNA. Its product is annotated as zinc finger protein 317-like. The coding region runs from base 1 to 459 and encodes 152 amino acids. NCBI's taxonomy places the organism in Eukaryota, Metazoa, Chordata, Amphibia, Anura, Dicroglossidae. Gene Ontology annotation, biological process: regulation of DNA-templated transcription. The record is from RefSeq and is a predicted model, not a curated record. The transcript has 5 exons.
AUGGAGAAGCCAAGAUUGAAUAAAGCCGCAGUACGUUACCUCUCUGUCCCGUCUUGCGCGGUGGGCGGUGGCCAAGGACCGGAAGUGGCGGCGGGGCUGAGGAGCGGACAGGACACCGGGGGAGACAUGGAGGAGAUCCGGGACCCGGGCAACGUGACAUUUAACGAUGUGGCCAUCUACUUCACUCAGCGGGACUGGCAGCUGCUGGCAGACUGGCAGAAGAAGCUGUACCAAAAUAUCAUGAAGGAGAUCCACGGGGCUCUGACUGCACUUGGGUACGAGAUUGCCAACCCGGGGAUCCUAGUGAGGAUUCAGCAGCAGGAUGAGUCGUAUUUCCAUGAGGAAGCGGCAGCGAAUGGUGAGGAUCUCCCCGUACAUGUCUCCAAUUCCAAUUAUUCACUAGUGUCUCCAAUUCUCCUCGCCUCCAUUUCCAACAUCCACUCUACAUCUGAUAAAUGA